Messenger RNA from Siniperca chuatsi (mandarin fish), 6767 nucleotides. It is a transcript of the gene ylpm1, whose product is annotated as YLP motif containing 1. Lineage: Eukaryota; Metazoa; Chordata; Actinopteri; Centrarchiformes; Sinipercidae. Bases 319 to 6408 code for a protein of 2029 amino acids. The transcript is spliced from 23 exons. Gene Ontology annotation, cellular component: nucleus. The record is from RefSeq and is a predicted model, not a curated record. Gene Ontology annotation, biological process: regulation of telomere maintenance.
GAUAACGUGACGUGUUUCCGCCGUCAGUGUGUGCCCUGUGCCUUGCACUGUAUCAUCGCCUUUCUAAACGAUUUUGUAACAUAUUUUCACAGGCUAAAAGUGCACAUUAGUUUCUCUAGUGGAUAGCUGUUUCUUACUGCAGAUGUGGUAUUUAUAAUAUUUGUUCAAUGCGGCCUGGCCCAAUCUGGAAAUGAAAAUGUAAGUUAGCUAUCGAUAUCUGAAGAGGUAGGUCAGCGUUAGCUGUUAGCUUUUUUAGCCACUUAGGCCCGGCUGUAUGUGAGCACAAAGCCCGUGUACACUGCCUCGUUUUUUUAAAUAAUGUAUCCCUCCUGGGGAAAUUUUGGAGGACCCCAGUCGCAAAACUAUGGAGGCUCUGGGCCCCGUAACGUUAAGCAGCCUGGUGGCGGCCACACCGCCCCGGGAGCGGGGUUCGGCGGCUUCGAGGCCCCAUCCAGCGGCUCGCUGUUCUCCAGCCUGCAGGAGCAACACCUCCAACAGAUGCAGCAGCUGCAGAUGCUGCAUCAGAAACAGCUCCAGUCUGUGUUACAACACGGUAACAAUGCUAAUGCGUACGCUGGUGGACACUCCGGUGGGCAUUCAGGCCCAUCGUGGCAUUCAGGAGGAUCAGGGCAUCCAGAUAGCGGUGUUGGAGCUCAGUCGUACUAUAAACAAGACGAGAUUUCUGCUCAGCAGGGUCACCCACAGCCUCCUCCGCCUCCACCGCAACCGCAACCCAACGACCCCCAACCGGUUCCUCCCCCUCCAGAGCCCCCGUCAUUAAAGUCACCGGAGAACAACGGUGCUCCCAAAUCCAAAGAGGCCAACAAGAAACAUUCAUCCACGACAGAAGACGACAAAUCCUUACCUUUGCAGGAACAACAGCAACUUUGGUACAAACAACAUCUUCAAAAUCUACAGAAGUUAAAGCAAGAGAGAGCCAAACAGAACCAGAAAGAGGGUGAUGGUCCUGUGCCGCUACCAUCCGUGCGCCAAGGGGUUCCUCCUCCUCCUCCAUCAGAACCACCAAAAGGCAUACCGCCUCCACCCCCUCCAAAAGAGGAGCCCCCAGCACCACCUCCACCCCCUGAGGAGGUAAGGAGGGAAAAUGUAGGAAAAUCACCUACAUUUACAGACACACCCGAGGUCCCACAAGACCCAGAGGAGGCUGCCCGCCUCCAGCAGUUACAGGCUGCAGCAGCGCAGUGGCAACAGGUGCAGCAGCAGAGAGCAGGCUUACAAUACCAGGCUCUCAUGCAACAACAUGAAAAGCUUCAGCAGAUCCUGGAACAAUACCAACAGCUGAUUCAGCAACCUGCAAACCUACAGUCAAUGUCUGCUGAAAUGCAGCUGAGGCACUAUGAAAUGCAACAGCAGCAGUUCACUCCUUUGUUCCAAGACUGGGAUCGCUCUUUCGUCCUGUGGCAUGAGCAGUUCCAGACCUAUCCCCACAAAGACCAACUACAGGACUAUGAGCACCAAUGGAAGCAGUGGCAGGAGCAGAUGAACGCCACCAAUGCCCACCUUCAAGAAAGGGUGGCCACUCUCACUGCCAUGGUACCAUUCACCUCAAGCCAGUAUAGUAGUGGGAUGAUGGGACAGUAUGGCCAGUACCCUGGACAAGACAUGCAAAUGCAGCAGCAGUCAGUAAAACCGGGUAUGCAGCAUUCCCCAGUUGCUGUUGGUCCCAGAACUCAAGGUCCACUGCCCGCUGGCUUUGGGGCACAUUCAGAAUCACCUGCUGGACCCCCUGUAAGAGGAGGUGGCCCUGCUGGCGUAGUCAGACCCCCAGGUCCCCCCACCAUUCAGCCACCAAGCUUCAACAGCAUUAGAGGUCCACGUUGUCCUACUGGUCCCAGUGGAAACCCUAGAUUUGACCAGCCACAGCAGCGCUUUGAUGGUCCCCCGAGGUUCGACCAACCACAGCAGCGUUUUGAUGGUCCCCCGAGGUUCGACCAACCACAGCAGCGCUUUGAUGGUCCCCCGAGGUUCGACCAACCACAGCAGCGCAUUGAUGGCCCCCCGAGGUUCGACCAACCACAGCAGCGCUUUGAUGGCCCCCCUCGAUUUGACCAACCACAGCAGCGCUUUGAUUGCCCCCCUCGAUUUGACCAACCAAGGCACCGCUUUGAUGGUCCCCCCAGAUUUGACCAACCACGGCAGCACUUUGAUGGUCCCCCCAGAUUUGACCAACCUCGUUUUGGGCAGCAGCCUCGGUUUGAGCAGCCCCCAAGGCACCCAGGCCCCCCGCCUCGUUUUGAACACCCUCCUGUGCCCCAACAAAUACAACAGCAAAGUCCCCAACCUAAGGCAGAACCAGCCACUAAACAACCUGCCAGUAUGGAUUCCAAAACUCCAGGAAAAUCAUCUGGGCAACCACAGUCUGAAAAAGAAAAAAGUGAAUCUGAACCAGAUAACCCUAAAGCCAAUGCUGAGGACAUGACAGAUGACAACUUGCUUGGAAAUGAGGGCUUUUUUGUCCAAAAUGACCCCAUUCCUCAGACAUUACAAACAAACACAAAGCUUAAAGAACCUGAUGGCAAUAAUGCUUCUGACAAUAAUGAAAAACCCAAAUCUGUUAACAACAAGCCUUCUGUAACUACUCCUUCACCUGUAGCAUCAAAAAAUAGUGCUGCUCAAAAUCCCCUCAAACCAGAUGGUCCACUGACAAACAAAAAAACCCCACUGGUUCCAAAGCCCCCUGGAAUCCAACAGGAGCCACAAGCUUCUGGCCAAAUGCAGUCAAGACCAGAUCCUCCAAGGCCUCCCCCUGUCAGGGGAAGAGGCCAGCCCCCUGUCCAAGUGCAUGGACGAGGACGUGGGCAGAGGGGCUGUGGAGACUUCAGGGGACCAAACACUGUACCACUUGGGGAGAAGAUGGGAGAAAUGUCAUAUGAUUACAUGCCAUCCGAAGAGGACUUGGGGGUGCCAGAAGAGCAGGAAGAGUAUAACUGGCAUGAUCCUUCAUAUGAGGAGUGUGGUGGUGGGGAAUCUGAAGUGCGCCCUGAAGAAAUGUGGAUGCCAGAGGAACAUCACUUCUCAACAGAGGAAGAGUAUUAUGAAGAGCGAAUAGGAGGGCCCCCUAUGGGGAGAGGAGGCCCCCCAAUGAUGAGAGGAGGCCCCCCUAUGGGCAGAGGUGGUCCUCCUAUGGGCAGAGGUGGUCCACCUAUGGGCAGAGGUGGUCCACCUAUGUGCCGAGGUGGUCCUCCUAUGGGCCGAGGCGGUCCACCUAUGGGCCGAGGCGGUCCACCUAUGGGCAGAGGUGGACCGCCUAUGGGAAGAGGUGGACCGCCUAUGGGAAGAGGGGGUCCCCCGAUGGGAAGAGGGGGACCUCCUAUGGGAAGAGGGGGACCUCCCAUGGGAAGAGGGGGACCUCCCAUGGGAAGAGGAGGACCUCCCAUGGGAAGAGGAGAGCCAAUGGACAGGCACUGGGAAGAACCUGAGUCAGCAGAGUACUCAGAGGAAGGGGACCCUUACUGGGGAGAAAGGAGACCUCCAAUGAGAGGCAUGAGACCCCCGUUUCCACCUGGUCGCGGUCGUCCCCCACGUGGUCAUCCUGGUUUUAUGCACCAAGGAAGAGGACGCCCCCCACACCCAGCACAUGGGCCAAUGGAUCAUGAGCCAUUAGGACAUGAAAUGGACACUGAAGAUACCGAAAUGGAUCCAGCAAGGCACCCCAUGUACCGUGGACAUGGCCCUCAUAACCAUCCGAUGCAUCCUGAUAUAGGAAGAGGCAGGCAUCGUGUUCCACCACCACCACCUCACGAAAUGAUGGAUUCUAUGGAGGAACCAUUGUACAAUGAAGAAAUGGAGAGAGAAUUAGGGUGGCAACCGCCACAUGGCAGAGGCCCUCCUCUGCCUCCACGUGAGAUAAUAGAUACGGGAGGAAUGAGGAGGAGACCUGUGGGUCGAGGAAUGGCUAGAGGCAUGUGGCGGCCAGGUCAAACACAUGAGGAAUAUGAAGAGGGAUAUAAUGAUGGUUACGUCGAGGAUUAUGGUCAUGGGGAAGACGGGUAUCGCUGGCGGCCACCACAGGACUAUCCUCCUGACCCUCGACAUGAGGCCAAGUACUAUGAGUCUGAAUGGGACAGAGAGCGUGCUCCUCCUGAGAGGGACUAUCCCCCCCGCAUGCCACCACCAGAGCCCUACAGAGAUGGCCAUUGGCUAGAGGAAAGAGAACGAGAGAGAGGUCACCCAUAUCCUUAUGAUGAGCAUGACAGGGGAAGAGGAGAACUUAAUAUCCGUGAAUACAGGGAUGAGUCACCAUACCGGCAGGAAGACCCACCAUACCCACCACCCUCACCUUCAGAAUGGGAUAGGCCUUCAAGACUUCCUCCACCACAAGAGAGAGGUUAUCCUGCUGACUAUGAGGAUCGAAGAGCCCGCUAUGAAGAACACAGGGAAGAGCCCCCUUUGGAUAGACCUCCACCUUUACCUUCAACUGCACCUGUGACAAACUUGCCAGAGAGCUCAGUUGAUCCAGCAACACAAGGAACAAGCGGAGCGAAUGUACUUGCUCUUUCCCAACGGCAGCAUGAGAUCAUCUUGAAAGCUGCUCAAGAGCUUAAACUUAUAAGGGAAUUGCAGGAGGGGAAGACACCUGGUACUGAACCUCAGCCUGCGCCAACUGACAUUCUGCCUGAGCUUCCUGCUGGUCUUCUCGGUUUGGAGAUCCCACCAGAAGUCAGGAAUGUUCUGAAGGGAAUGACUGCAUCUUCACAGACAGCUGUAACUGAACCUGUGUCUUGGGAUACCAAGCCUGCUGCCACAGAUUACCAGCCAUCUCUCACUGCUGCACCCACACUUCCAGUGAUUCCAAAGACUGUGGAUUAUGGGCAUGGGCAUGAGCCUGGAGCAACUGUUGAGCGGAUCUCUUAUGGUGAGAGAAUUGUAUUGCGGCCUGACCCAGUGCCGUCCGACAGGGGCUAUGAAAAAGAACCUCUUGGUCCCAGAGAUCCUUACAGCAGAGACCCAUAUUAUGAAAGACGAUCAGACCCUUACAUGGACCGCCGGGAUUACAGUAGAGAGAGGGAAUUAUACAGAGAAAAGCCUCCACCUGAAUAUGAAAGAGAAAGAUUUGAGAGGGAGCGCUAUCCCCCAAGAGAGAGAAAUGACAGCACACAGUCAAUGGUUGAAGAAAGAUCUCCACUGGCACCUCCUUUGCGCUCAGGAUACAGGGAGAGAGACCGGGAUCUUCGAGAGAGGGAGCGAAGUGACAGUCGUGAUCGAGAUGAACAUUAUGGAAGGCCUGGCUAUGAUAGACCUCCAUACGAGCGUGCUGGACUCGACCGCAGUGGGCCUGAGCGUUACAGCCAUAGCUCCUCACCUUACGUGGACAGAAGAAGUUACCCAGAGGACCGAGGGCCUCCCACUGUACCACCCCUCCCACCUCCACCUCAGCCACCCGCACGAGUCGAGAGGAAGCCAGAAAUCAAGAAUAUCGACGAUAUCCUCAAACCACCUGGCAGAUUAUCUCGGCCUGAAAGGAUUGUCAUCAUAAUGAGAGGGCUUCCAGGAAGCGGCAAAAGCCAUGUUGCAAAGCUCAUACGGGAUAAGGAAGUUGAUUGUGGCGGUGCACCUCCAAGGGUUCUUGUUUUGGAUGAGUAUUUCAUGACCGAGGUUGAGAAAGUUGAGAAAGACCCAGACACGGGGAGAAGGGUCAAAACCAAGGUUCUUGAGUACGAGUAUGAGCCAGAGAUGGAGGAUACCUACCGGAGCAGCAUGCUUAAAACAUUCAAGAAAACUCUGGAUGACGGCUUUUUUCCCUUCAUCAUUUUAGACACUAUUAAUGACAGGGUUAAACAUUUUGAUCAGUUCUGGAGUGCAGCCAAAACGAAAGGCUUUGAGGUGUACCUGGCUGAAAUCACUGCAGACACACAGACUUGCUCAAAGAGAAAUGUCCAUGGACGCACGCUGAAGGAUAUAAUGAAGAUGUCCAACAACUGGGAGCCUUCACCGCGUCAUAUGGUGCGCUUGGAUGUCCGGUCUCUGCUUCAGGAUGCUGCUAUAGAGGAGGUUGAAAUGGAAGACUUCAAUCCCGAUGACGAGCCUAAGGAACCCAAGCGAGAGGAGGAAGAAGAGGGUGAUCUGGGCUACAUUCCAAAAAGCAAAUGGGAGAUGGACACGUCUGAGGCUAAACUCGACAAGUUGGACGGCCUGGGGAGCAGUGGGAAGAGGAAACGUGAAGACAUGGCAGGCCUGGAUCACUACCUUCAGCUGCCAGACGACUAUGCCACUCGCAUGUCCCAACCAGGAAAGAAAAGGGUUCGAUGGGCUGAUCUUGAAGAGCAGAAGGAUGCGGAUCGAAAGCGCGCCAUCGGCUUUGUGGUGGGUCAAACGGACUGGGAGAGAAUAACAGAUGAGAGCGGCAAGCUGGCACAAAGAGCUCUCAACCGUACCAAGUAUUUCUAAGAAGAUAAUCUUAUCCCCCCUUUUUCCCCUCUUCAUUUAAAGAUGUCCAAAAUGUGAAAACACUGAAGCUUAACUUGUGGUGAGAUGAGACUCAUCAAGGUGACAUCACCAAUAGUUAUCAAAUUUGUAGUUAUUUCAUUGAUAAGGAUACAGUCUAGUUUUCUUUGUCUUAAUUUUAAACAGACAUUCUGGUUAGUCACUAAUACAUUUGUAGUUUAUGAUUCUGUGCUUCUUCUGGUCAUGUAUCCUGUAUUCAGUCAUGUUUUAUACUCUUCAUGCUUUCUGUACUGUAUACCUGUAGUACUGUUUCUUGGUCCAUGCAUACUUGAAAAAAAGACAAUAAAUGAUUCACAAAAUUA